Messenger RNA from Saccostrea echinata, 3424 nucleotides. RefSeq lists its product as uncharacterized. Gene Ontology annotation, molecular function: translation repressor activity; zinc ion binding; ubiquitin protein ligase activity. Gene Ontology annotation, biological process: proteasome-mediated ubiquitin-dependent protein catabolic process; negative regulation of translation; protein polyubiquitination. Bases 1 to 3228 code for a protein of 1075 amino acids. The record is from RefSeq and is a predicted model, not a curated record. NCBI's taxonomy places the organism in Eukaryota, Metazoa, Mollusca, Bivalvia, Ostreida, Ostreidae. The transcript has 7 exons.
AUGUCUAGAUUAGUGUUACAGAAAUCUGUGACAGUAGAAGGUGUAAAGUAUAGUUGCCACAUAUCCUGUGUUACGUCCGACCGAGUCUGGAUCAGCGAUGGAUACAACAAUCUUAUAUUAACAAACACAGAGGGUGAGGAAUUAGAUCAUCUCACUGAUGUAGUUAGUGGUGAUGGAGUGCAUACUGUGAAUAAAGACGGAGAUUUAAUUUAUAUAGACAAGAAUUAUAACAUUAUCAAACUGUCCAUAAACAAAUCGAAGAGUAUAAUUAUAAAUUACACGGCUGCAUGGAGACCGCGAUGUAUGCACAGCUCCCUCUCCACUGGAGACCUGUUGGUCGUGAUGCACAAUACAGAGACGGAUGAAAACAAGGUAGCCCGGUAUAACUCUACCGGAGAAAACACCCAGACCAUUCAACACGAUGGUACAGGACAAGAACUAUAUAAAUUACCUAAAUACAUCACAGAGAACCGCAAUGGAGAUGUUAUUGUUUCGGACCUACACCAUGAUAUAGUGGUGACGGAGCGUGGAGGAAGACAUCGUUUCUCCUAUACAGGGCCUCCAUCAGGUACAAGAAUAGAUCCACGUGGAGUCUGUACUGAUGCAGUGUCAAACAUCCUGGUGUGCAGUCAUAAUUCACACACAGUACAGAUGAUUGACAAAGAUGGCAACUUCCUGUCACUUAUACAGACCUUUAAACAAGGCAUGGAAAGACCAUUCGGCCUGGGUUAUUAUGGCAAAACACAGCUCCUUUGGGUUGGUUCACGGGACAACAACAAAGUGAACAUAUACAGAUGUUUGUACGGAGACUCUCCAACUGAUCUUCCUCUUGAAAACUUGAAGUGCAAGAGGCAUCCAGAAGAUACAUUAGGCCGAUUCUGCAUGCAAUGCGAGGUUAGCUUAUGUCGAAAAUGCAUCUCAACUUCUGAUGAGCAUAAAAGACACGACGUCAAAGAGGUUGAAAAAAUAUUUCGUGAAGUUCAUAAGAAAGAUGGAGAUGGGGUUUUGGUUUGUCUUCUUCUUUGCGAUUCGUGCAAAAUAAAUCUGAAAGAAGAACAUUGGAUGAAGAAAGAAGAACAUUGGAUGAAGAAGUAUGAUGCUGUUGCUAAAGUUUACAAGUCCAAGAAGAUUAAAAAGCAAUUCAAUCUUAACAAUUUGCAAAAAUACAAACCAAUAAUCAGGAUACUCAAUCAGGAUAGUUCUGAAGUCACAUUUUCUAGUGAGUUUUUCAAACACACCAGUUUUUUACGAGUUGCGAAAGAUCCGAAUUUCCUGAAUAUUUUUCUGACUUGGGCAGAGAAAGAAAACAUAGCUGAGUACUGCAGGUCAUGGGCCUAUCCAAAGAAAGAGGAAGAAGUGUUUUGCUGGUUGUUACCACAGCAAUCCGAACAACUGAUAAAGAAACUUGAAGAGGGUAUUUUCGAGCAUCCCACAUGGCAGGAUGCAUCAAUACAUAAAGCUGCAUUUAAAAACCUUGGAAUACCAGUCCAAAUUAUAAUGAGAGGAGAUGACUCAGUGAAGAAUUUCAUGGGGAAUUUAAAAAAAGGGGAGACAAUGAUGUACAGUGCCUCUGGAAUGAUAAUUGGAUGCGCCGGAAGUGGAAAGUCAACCUUGCUAGGGAGGUUAAAGGGCGUUGACGUUGAAGAAAUUCAGAAAAUCACAAGAUCAACCCGAGGAAUUGAUGUCCAGACUGACGUUUUUGACGUGUCAGACAACACCAUAGCAAAUUCAUCAAAGCAAAAACAGCGCUUUAAGGUAACAAUGGAAGAAAAAAGUCAACCUGUCAAUGUUCCAGAGCAACCUUUAGAAUUAUCCGAUGAGAAAGUACCGGAUAUUAAUGAACCUGAGCCGGAAGAGAACAAAGACAACUCGGAAAGCGAAGAAGUUAAUGAUGAGAAGAUGUCGCCUAAUACCAUGAACACAGAGACAGGGACAUUGGAAAGAAAGGAAGUUUCUGCACCUUCUGAAAAGGAAGAGGAGGAAAUAGUUGAAAUAGAUCAAAAUGUGUCUGAGAAUUCAGAAAAUUUGGGAAUUUUACGAGUUUCCAAAAAUUUUUCAGAGGACCCAGAAAAAAGAAUCACAAUGCUUGACUUUGCGGGACAGUGUGCAUAUUAUGCUUCACACCAAAUUUUUCUGAGUCCAAGGGCAUUUUUUAUUCUGGUGCUCAAUAUGGAGAAAAAACUUGAUGAUAAGGUUGGGAAAGAAGUGUGUAGUCAAAAGGACUCAAUUUUCAACGGAUGGACUCACAGAGAUUACCUUACUUUCUGGGCGAAGUCUAUUCAUCAAUAUAGCAGUGAAAAGGCUCCAGCUAUACUAGUGUGCACGCACGCUGAAAACAAGACGAAAAAGGAGAAGGUACAGUUUUUCCGUGAAAUAUGGGAGACUUUGGAAACGAAGGACAAGUCUUUACAAAGCCAUUUCGAAACAAAAAAGAUGUUUGCAGUAGGAUUCGAUAACAGUGAAUGCAUUGAUAAAAUCAAACUAUCGAUCGUUGAUAUUGUUAAAAACCUUGAUCACUGGGGUGAAAAGCUACCGUACUCAUGGGCGAUGUUUGAAAACUUCUUUCAGGAAAAGAAAAAGCUUAGAAUUAUCAAGAGAAAUACUCUUUUGGAUUUCAAUGAAGCAUUGCCACAAGAAGUAAAAUUAGAAACAUUCGAAGAUAUAAACACCAUGCUGUUGUUUUUCCAUGACAUCAGAGAAAUUUUAUUUUUCGACAAAGAAUUACUCAGAGAAGUAAUAAUUCUUGAUGUUCAAUGGUUUGCAGAUGCAUUCAAAAAUGUUAUUACUGAUGAAAAUCAUGCAGAGGAGGAUUUAAUUGAGUGUGCAGUAGAGUGGGACCAAUUCAAUGAAACUGGAGAACUCAGUGACGUUUUGCUGUCCCAAAUAUGGAAAAUAAACAAUAAUGAAUACAUUGAACACAAAGAAGAGAUCAUGCUCUACAUGGAGAGGUUAGCACUCUUGGCUAAACUGGAUGAACAAAAAUGGUACGUUCCCUGUAUGAAUAAAAAGAUAUUUCCUGAAAAUAGUUUUUCCUCAUAUCCUGCCUCAUCCAUCCUCUGCUAUAUGUUUGAUGUUCUUCCUGCUGGCAUUUUCCAGCGCCUUGUUGUGAGUUGCAUACAAUUUCCAUGGGAUAUUGUCAAAGAAAAAAAGGAAGAAAAGAAUACCCAUGCAUUUACCAAACAGCGGCUGUGUUUCUGUUCAAAGAACAUAAUAUUCUGCUUGGCAUGACUUCAACAGAAAUUCAGCUACAGGUGUGUGUUAUUGACGGAGAAGUUGAAAUACCGACAUGUUUCGAAAUAAGAGAAAAAAUAGAGAAUGAAUUGCAUAUUCUUUCCUGUACUUUCCAAAAAAAUUCGAAAUUCCAUAUCGGCUUCAAAUGCAAACCUGUAGGCUUCUGUGAUAAUGGAAAAAGUACCAUAAUAAA